Molecule: messenger RNA, 538 nt
Organism: Paramuricea clavata
Lineage: Eukaryota; Metazoa; Cnidaria; Anthozoa; Malacalcyonacea; Plexauridae
Source: the annotation of a GenBank genome assembly
AGAAGGCACUUAGCAUUUGUGAGUCAAUUCACUGAUGAUGUCAGUCACCUUCCUGGCUCAUCCAACAUCAUUGCCGAUGCGCUUUCUCGAAGCAAUCCCCAAGAGGAACUGGUUGACUCCUGUUCAUUCGAGGACCAGUUUGUGUCAGAAUUUCCAAGUUCGGAAACUGUUGCGUCAGUCUCUGAAGUGUUCUCGCAUCCGUCUGCGUCGGUAGUGCGUUCGGCUCAAGAAGCGGAUGUAGGUCUCCUUAAUUGGAUCCAGCGACACUUGGAUCCAGCGACACCUUUUGAGCCAAGGCUUCUUCCUUCAUCUGAUGAUUCUGGUGUUGAUUUGUGGUUUGAUGUGUCCAACUCUUCACAAAAGCUGCUUGUUCCGUCCAACCUGCAAGAAAAUGUUUUUCAUGUGAUCCACUCGCCAUCUCAUUCCGGAUUCAAAGCAACUUAUAAGGCUUUGGCUAAUAGGUUUUAUUGGCCAACAAUUAAAAGAGAUGUCAAGUCAUGGUGCAAGUCCUGCUUGGGAUGCCAGAGGAAUAAGGUCG